This is a messenger RNA of Loa loa (African eye worm), 264 nucleotides long. RefSeq lists its product as hypothetical. NCBI's taxonomy places the organism in Eukaryota, Metazoa, Nematoda, Chromadorea, Rhabditida, Onchocercidae. The transcript is spliced from 2 exons. Bases 1 to 264 code for a protein of 87 amino acids. The record is from RefSeq and is a predicted model, not a curated record.
AUGUCCGCAACUACAAUGCUAAGCGCGCAACCGGCAAAAGAAAAAGUUGAAGAUCUUCCCCAAGAACAGCAUGAGGCCAGAAAAAGAAUUAUUGAAGAAAAAAUAUUGCGCCUCAAGCUACCCAUUGGCACACACGAAACCGUCAAUACAAAUUGGAUCAAAUGCAUUCAACAGGUCCCAAUAACAAAAAAACAACAGGAGGAGGAAAAUUACGCCCAAAUGGUCAAAGAAGGAGGAAAAUUAUGCCCAAAUGGUCAAAGAUAA